CGAGGACUUUUCCAGCUGUCAUCAUGCCUGCUGAAAGGUUAGAGAAGAGGAAGACGAUAGACCUGAGGAAGAAACACAUCGGACCGUCCUGUAAGAUCUUCUUCAGCCAUGACCCCAUCAAGAUUGUGCGAGCCAAAGGCCAGUACAUGUACGAUGAACAGGGACAGCGCUACUUGGACUGCAUCAACAAUGUGGCUCAUGUGGGUCACUGUCAUCCGGACGUGGUGAAGGCUGGAGCUCGGCAGAUGGAAGUGCUCAACACCAACACUCGCUUCUUACACGACAACCUCGUUCUGUUUGCGCAGAAGCUCCAGGCGACGCUGCCCGACAAGCUCUCCGUGUGCUACUUCGUCAACUCUGGCUCUGAAGCCAACGAUCUGGCCCUCCGACUGGCGAGGCAGUUCACGGGCAACAAAGACAUCAUCACGUUGGAAAAUGCAUACCACGGCCAUGUGUCAUCGCUAAUCGACAUCAGUCCCUAUAAGUUCCACCAGCUGUCGGAUGCAGAGCAGAGUCAGUUUGUCCAUGUGGCUCCCAGCCCAGAUGUGUACAGAGGUAAAUACCGGGCAGAGCACCCUGAUCCAGCCACGUCGUAUGCAGAUGAAGUCAAAAAUAUAAUCAACAACAUUCACAAAAAGGGACGCAAGGUCGCUGCAUUUAUUGCUGAGUCAUUGCAGAGUUGUGGCGGGCAGGUCAUUCCCCCCUCGAGUUACUUCCAGCAAGUGGCCAAGCACGUUCAUGAAGCAGGAGGCAUCUUCAUCGCCGAUGAAGUCCAGGUGGGCUUCGGCCGCGUCGGCUCUCACUUCUGGGCCUUCCAGCUUCAGGGGGAAGACUUCGUUCCCGACAUCGUCACAAUGGGGAAGCCCAUCGGUAACGGGCACCCCAUGUCCUGCGUGGUCACGAGCAGAGAGGUGGCCGAGGCCUUCACCUCCUCCGGGAUGGAGUAUUUCAACACCUUUGGCGGUAACCCCGUGUCAUGUGCCAUCGGUCUGGCCGUCCUGGACGUGAUUGAGAAGGAGGACCUGCGGGGAAACGCUCUGCGUGUGGGGCGCUACUUGACCGAGCUGCUGGAGAAGCAAAAGGACAAACAUCCGCUGAUCGGAGACAUCAGGGGUCGGGGUCUGUUUGUCGGGGUGGAGCUUGUGAAGGACAGAGUCAAACUCACUCCUGCUACAGCAGAGGCCCAGGAAGUCAUUUAUAAGCUGAAGGAGCAGCACGUCCUCCUCAGCGCUGACGGACCUCAUCGUAACGUGCUGAAGUUCAAGCCGCCGCUCUGCUUCACGACUGAGGACGCCGACCUGGUGGUGGAGAAAAUCAACCACAUUCUAACAGAGCUGGAGGAGGCGCUGGGCCUAAAGCUGAACACACACACCGAAAACAGCCGAAGAAAGGCAUCGAGGGAUGAAAACGGACACGGAGAGUUAAACCACAAAGACGAAGGACUUGAGCACCAAACCAAACGCAUCAGAACAUGAAGACGACCUCAUCGCUCGGCUG
Messenger RNA from Nematolebias whitei (Rio pearlfish), 1497 nucleotides. It is a transcript of the gene etnppl, whose product is annotated as ethanolamine-phosphate phospho-lyase. Gene Ontology annotation, cellular component: mitochondrion. The transcript has 13 exons. Gene Ontology annotation, molecular function: ethanolamine-phosphate phospho-lyase activity; pyridoxal phosphate binding; transaminase activity. The record is from RefSeq and is a predicted model, not a curated record. Bases 24 to 1475 code for a protein of 483 amino acids. Lineage: Eukaryota; Metazoa; Chordata; Actinopteri; Cyprinodontiformes; Rivulidae.